Molecule: messenger RNA, 1119 nt
Organism: Poeciliopsis prolifica (blackstripe livebearer)
Lineage: Eukaryota; Metazoa; Chordata; Actinopteri; Cyprinodontiformes; Poeciliidae
Product: cytochrome b5 domain-containing protein 1-like
Source: RefSeq, a predicted model, not a curated record
AUUAUGAAUCAAAACCAGUUGGAGCAACAUUUCAUUCCCCUUCCGGAUCAAUAACAGCCUUUUAAUGGACUUGUUGGUGAGUUCUGGUGCUUCACUACAACUCCCAUGAGCCCCCGCGGCCUGCAGCCAGGAAGGUAAACAAAGCGCGGCAACCGCCGCACCUCCUCUUGUCAUGGCAACGCAACUACCGACAAACCUGCAGAAAGUGAAAAAGUAUUUCUAACCCAAACCGAGACCCGGUUCGGCCCGGUUCAUCUCGGUUUAACCCGGUUCGGCCCGGUUUCUCCAUGUCUGGCCCGGUUCGGCCCGGACACACAAUGAGGAAGCGGCCCCGGUUCUUCACCCCCGCGGAGGUGGCCUCCCACUUCACGGCGGCCGACCUGUGGGUCUCCUUCCUGGGCAGAGUGUUCGACCUGACCCCGCUGAUGCAGCAGCACGCAGGUGACGUGCUGCUGCUGCCCAUCAUAGAAUGUGCUGGGAAGGACAUCAGCAGCUGGUUCGACCCAAAGACCAGAGACAUCCUGAGGUUUGUGGACCCUGUGACGUGCUGCGAGCGGUACUACACCCAGGGGCGCUUCGUGCACACGCCGCCCAGCGGGCCGCGCUCCGACUGGGACACGGACCUGGGCCAGCCCUGGUGGAAGGACCGCAACUACGAGGUGGGGCUGCUGUCAGCCAAGACGCGCUGGAUCCGCGUGGUCAACACGCUGACAUUACAGGAGCAGCUGCUGGAGGUGUGCUCCGAGGAGAUCCUGGAGGAGAUCCUGCAGCGUUACCUGCGCCACAACGCUCACGCCAACAGCUACACCUGGAAAUACCACGGAGUCGUCCUGGACAUGCAGAAGACGCUGAGCGAUAACGGCGUCAUGGACGACGACCUGGAGCUGGAGCAGCUCAGGAUGGACCGCGACCUCUUUGUCCCCGCCAUCCUGCUCUACUUCAACGACGACCUCACCGAGGGAUGAUGUCAUCGCUGUGACAUCACAUUAAACUUCCUGCUGCUGCACCUGGCAGGUCCUGUGAUGUGAACCUGAACGCCUUCCAGGCCCAGAGAGCCUGGGAGCCUCCAGAUAUUGCAAAUAUCUCAGCACACUUAGAAUAAAACUCACUUAAACUCUC